Messenger RNA from Dimorphilus gyrociliatus, 1453 nucleotides. Lineage: Eukaryota; Metazoa; Annelida; Polychaeta; Dinophilidae. The record is from the annotation of a GenBank genome assembly.
UAUGUCAUCCAGAUAUGCAUCUCUCUCUGGUAAUAAUUCAACUAGUCCGGGGCUAGAUCAGAAUAAGAGGAGAUCCGAUUCAAUCAGAUCUAGCGUAGUCUUCGAUAACUCAGGGUUCGAUAGCAUUUGCGAAGAUUCUUCAAGAUCAAAUGAAAAUGAUACGGUUUUGCAAGGUUGGAUAAGAUUUCGAGAAGAUGUAAGAACCAAAAUGGAAGCAGCUAAAUACGAAAUAGACGAAAGAAGGAGAAUAGUCGAAUCUUCGAUUAUUGACUAUUCAAAUAUGCUUCAUAAAAGAGUAGAUGAGUUCGGAAAUGACUGUAUAAAGAAAGCUGACAACAUUAUUAGAACCCUGGAAUAUUCGUCUGACGGUAAGGAUAAAAUUGUUCCAAGCAUACCGCCUGCACCCAACACUGUACCCAUUAAAUUUGAAACACCUGGAGAUUUUCAUGGACGAUUAAAGAAUGCAUUUGGCGAUUUAACAAACUCUGUUCCUAAAAUUCGAAAGAGGUUGAUAGCUGAGAGUGAAGAAGUGGCAUCGAUGGAUGCUUAUGUCUCUACUAAAGACAGUAAACAGUGCGCAAUUUCCGAUGUUGCAUCGUCCAGAGAUGCCAUAGCAACAACCGAUCGUAAUAAUAAGACAGUAAAAAUUUUCUCCAAAGGUGGACGACUAUUGUCCAUAUUAAACCAAAAAAUAAUACGACUACCUGAGUAUGUUACUGCUAUAACAAUAGAAGAGCAAAGCUAUUUUUUCGUGACAGAUACGGGUAACUGUAAAAUACGAAUAUUCGAUACGGAAAAUUUUAUGCAUGUAGGAGAUUUUGCAACUCAAAUUGAAAAACCCGGAUCCUGUUGCUUUUCGAAAUGGAAUGAGCGAGUUUUAGUACUUGAUUUAUCUUUUAAAACAAUUAAUUGUUUUUCAUUUACUGGCCAACGAGAAUAUUCCGUUCCAUCUCAUCUAAAUGAUCCCGCUUAUAUUAAUUGUUCCUUAAAUGGAAUAGUAGUUAUAUCGGAUUGGAAAAAUAACAAAUUACAUAUGUAUAAUAGAAAAUUGUCAAUAGUUAAAACCUUUGAUAAUAAAGGUAUACAUCCUGGACAAUUGGAUAGACCUUUUGGAGUCAUUUUCGACAAGUAUGAUAACUUACUAGUUGCUGAUAAAAACAAUAAAAGAAUACAGGCUUUCGACGAAGAAGGUGAAUUAAGAAAGAUUAUUAUUAAAUUUAAAAAACUGGAUCAACCAAGAUUAGUUAUGGCUAUUACUUUAAACUCGGACGACGACUUGAUUACGGCUGAUCAUCAAGGGAAGAUUAUGACAUUUAGAUACUUGACUAAUUCCAUGGAAUUUUGUGGAUCGCGGGAAGAAUCUGAUGAGUUUGAAUCACCAUUAACUGCAAGGAGCCCCAGAUUUGGGAAUUAUGAAGCCCUAAAAGAUGCCGAUAGUGCUAGUUUAUUGUAG